Molecule: messenger RNA, 2141 nt
Organism: Gigantopelta aegis
Lineage: Eukaryota; Metazoa; Mollusca; Gastropoda; Neomphalida; Peltospiridae
Product: DNA/RNA-binding protein KIN17-like
Exons: 11
Coding region: 94-1326 (410 amino acids)
Biological process (GO): DNA replication; DNA damage response
Cellular component (GO): nucleus
Molecular function (GO): double-stranded DNA binding
Source: RefSeq, a predicted model, not a curated record
CCGGUUUUCAUGAUUUUUAGUUCAUAAAGUUGAUUAUGAUUUUUACAGACGGAUAUUAUAUUUGUUUUAAUUGAGGUGUUCUUGUAAGCAAAGAUGGGGAAAGAGAAGGGUGGGUUUCUUACGCCGAAGGCGAUUGCCAAUCGAAUCAAAGCCAAGGGCUUACAGAAGUUGAGAUGGUACUGCCAGAUGUGUCAAAAACAGUGCCGUGACGAGAAUGGGUUUAAGUGUCACAUGAUGUCCGAGUCUCAUCAGAGACAGUUGCUGCUGUUUGCUGAAAACCCAGAUGAAUACGUUGAUACGUUUUCCAAAGAUUUUGAGGAGGACUACUUAGAGUUGCUGCGUCGGCGGUUUGGCACGAAGCGCGUGCACGCGAACAUCGUGUACCAGGAGUACAUCAACAACCGCGACCACGUGCACAUGAACUCCACCAUGUGGGAGACACUCACCGACUUCGUCAAGUGGGUCGGAAAAGAAGGAAAGUGUAUUGUUGACUACACGGAGAAGGGCUGGUUCGUGGCGUACAUCGACCGAAACCCCGAGGCAAUCAAACUGAUGGAGUCGAAGCAGAAGAAGGAGAAGAUGGAUCUGGACGAUGAGGAGAAGACGGCCAAGUUCAUUCAGCAGCAGAUCGAGAAGGCGGCGUACACGGAGAAAAACACAAAACUGGUCGUUGAGUUCACCGAGCUACAGAGAGAAGACGACGAUGAAAAAGUUACAUUCAGUCUGGGGCAGACGUCGAAGAAGACGGAAGAUACAAAGAUUCAAGCUGUUGAUAAUCCCUUCAAGAAACCCGUCAAGCCCGAGGUGAAGAAACCAAAACACGAAUCUCGGUGGGAUCCAGUUCCAGAGGAGGCGCCAUCGUCAAGUCACAAAACAGAGAAGGUCGCACAGAAGAGGAAGGCCAAGUCAGCACUUGAUGAAAUCAUGGAGUUUGAGGAGCAGAAGAGAGAGAAAAUGAACAGAAAAGAUUACUGGCUUCAUCCGGGAAUUGUUGUUAAAAUCGUCUCCAAGAAACUUGGUGACAAAUAUUACAAGAAAAAGGCUUACGUCAAGGAAGUGCAGGAUUUAUACGCUGGGUUGAUCAAAACAAUUGAUGAAGGAGUAACUCUCCGUGUUGACCAGACUCACGUAGAAACCGUGAUACCUGCAAUAGGUAAGCCUGUGAUAAUAGUGAAUGGUGCGUACCGUGGGACGGAGGCAAUCCUGGAGGACAUAGAUCAGAAGAAGUUCAGCUGUACAUUAAAGAUUAAUUCUAGUUUACUCAAAGGUAGAAUAUUGAAAGAAGUCCAGUAUGAAGACGUCAGCAAGCUCUACCAGCCGUCAUGACACGAGUCGGUGUGAAGAGUCAGCAGUUUAUCAGGUCCUGCUGGUGAAGGAAAUGAAAAAACAUAAUGCCAGCAUGCAAACACUGGUUGAUAAUAAUGGAUAAUAAUGGAUUUUCUUGAGGUCCAAUUUAUCAGAAUCAGUAUUGGCAUCCAGAAGCUGGUUGUUAUGAAUUUCCUUGAGGACCGGUUUUGAGAUGCUGGUCGAUAUUAUUGAGAAUAUUAUCAAACUACUGCAGUCAAUUAAUGGUUCUUCUGACUGCUUAUUGAAGACUGAAUAGUGUUUGUAGAUGAGAACAAACUGAAUGGUUUGGAACCGGAAAACUUCAGUGAUGAACCCAAUUUGUCAUUACAGAUAGUUCAUUCAUCAUUUCAUACCACAGAGAAGCCUUCAUACGGCUUAAUGUAGACAGUGAUGGACAGGUUUGAUAUGUCCAAUCUCUACCACUGGGAAAAGUUUGUAUUCUGUACCACCGAACAACCUUGCUGAUAAUACAACUAAAGAUUGUCAUGGGACAAGAGGUGACCUUUAAGCAGAACCUACAGGUUAUAUCCAGACAGCUGCUAUGUGGUUCCAGAUACUUGAACAAGUAUUCAGAGAGGUGUUUUUGUAUGAACCCAUAACUGGACAAAAGAUGAUAGCCAUAGAGCAGGUGGCUUAUAACAAUAUUGAGCUGUGACAUCUUACCUAAAUGAGAAUGAGAACAGAACUUGCUAAACAUGGUUAAUGUUGAACAGAUGUCAAAAUAAUAGACUGGGUAAUCGGUGACAGAACCAACUGUACUUAGAAAUAAAUACACCAGCUGGUGUUUAUUAAUA